GUGAAAGACAAACCAGACCACAAUGGCUAAAUUCAUUUGUGCAUUUCUUUUCAUGCUUGUUAUCACUUUUGUGAUCCAAGAGACCUAUGCUGGUGGAGAAGGUUCUCUUCGUCCUCAAGAUUGUGCAGGUGCAUGUGAUGUUCGUUGUUCAGCAACUAUGUACAAGAAGGCAUGUCUAACCUAUUGCAACUACUGUUGUGCAAAAUGUUUGUGUGUCCCAUCAGGAACAUAUGGUCACAAGGAAGAAUGCCCAUGCUAUGCUAACAUGAGAACUAAGAGAGGAGGACCUAAGUGCCCCUAAUUUUGUAUUGUUAAGCUC
Molecule: messenger RNA, 319 nt
Organism: Medicago truncatula (barrel medic)
Lineage: Eukaryota; Viridiplantae; Streptophyta; Magnoliopsida; Fabales; Fabaceae
Product: gibberellin-regulated protein 12
Exons: 3
Coding region: 23-301 (92 amino acids)
Source: RefSeq, a predicted model, not a curated record